GGUAGGGAGGAAGUGAGUGAGGUAGGAAGAGAGAGAGGUGGUCUUUGUGAUGCGGAUGCGGAGUCAACGUGCAGCUGCUGCAGGAGUGGGAAUGGGAAUGUUUAGUAUGCUCAUUGUGUGUGUGUGUAUGUACGUUGAGCUGACUGACCGACAGUCUUCGAGAGAGAGUCGUGGUAAAUGGAUGGUCUUGAUCUUGAUCAAGAAAGAACAAACUAUACAAAAUGGACGCUCGCAGACUGACACUGUUAAUAACAACAGUGUGCAUGUUAACAGUGGCGGAAAUUCCGCAAAAAGCGGAAGCCAUCGGCAUUUCCGAAUUGCUGGACGUGAUCAGCAUCGGCAAGAACGUGGUGAUCUCGCUCGCAAAGUCAUGGAGCCUGAUCGACGAGCACUUUCACAUCAGCGAGGUGCCCUUUCCUCUCGAGUCCAAGUGGCAUCACAAGAUCGUCAACGGAAUGAAACUGAUUAACGAGAAGAUCGAGAAAGUGUCCAUACAUAUCGAAAAUACCGGAAUACAGUCCGUCACGGCGAUGAUAUAUAACAUGCCGGACAAGAUCAGAUACGACAGAAAACUGGACGACCUCUUCGAGUAUUUUAACCAGGUGAACAUCGCGCAUCGCACCAUGCAGAGUUAUCUGCACAACAAGAACGACCUGGAACGCUUCACGCUCGAAGACUUUGCCAAAUCCGUCAUCUCGCAUUCACCCAAUUCCGUGAAGAACACUAUCGAGCGCAUCCAUUCGUUGGUCGUCGUUCCUAAAGAGACGGAGAACGCCGGCGCCAUGUCCCUCUUCAAAUUGUACCACAAGCUAUUGGAACAAGAUAAACUGAUGGUAUGCAAACUGGGAAGAUCAGCGCAGAGGCAACUGCUGAAUCUGUUUGAGGCGAUUGCUUUGAUAGAACUCAAGGGCUACACUACCGUGCAAUUCUCCUACAUGCUACUCAAAAUGUACAACAUUGGGAAUUUCACAAAGGAAUCGGAAAUAAUAAUGUCGCGCAUGCAGAACCGAUCUGCGGAAACGCUGGAACAGCUCAUGAUGUACGCGCCGAAUUCGUCACGCGAAUUCUGGAAAUGCGAUCCGGUGACCUUCCAUAAAGAUGACUACAUCGAAAUCACCGAGCUCAUCCAGGGUUACAUUAUGAACGAGGUGGAUCUGAGCGAAACCAGCGAAUGUUUUAGAACGUGCGCAGACUACAAAUUCACAAACUCCAAGAGCUGCUACUUGAAUCUGUACUGCAGCCAGCAGCGGCGUUGCAACGGUGAUAUCAUAAAUUGCGAAUUCAUCGAUUCAGACUCGUGGGUCUGCCCGUCGAAAACACCCAACAGACGUUACGAUUACAUAAUGUACGAGAACGGAAAGAUUAUGGGCAAGAAGAGAUCGUGCGCGGCGACAAAGGUGGACAGCUGGUGGAGAUACCUGUUCUGGCAUUGCUCCUACUGCAUGUGCUACUGCGAUGAGCAGAGUCCCAAGUCGGACCGCUUCAUCGACCUGCGGAAGGUCGUCUCGGACAUCGACAACAACAUGGUCGUCACCGGUUUGCGGUUCGUCAAACGCAAUCGCAUCGUCCAUCUGCAGGUGCAGCAGGGUAAGCUGAUCGAGAACGGAAAGAUCGAACAUUUUUCGGUGAAAUGGGUGCCGAUCAGCGAGUUCCAGAUCACCGACCCCAUGAUCAGAGACGGAAAGGAUUACCACACCUUGACUUGGAAGAAGAGAGCCAUCAACUUGGACGAUCUGUACGCCCCCAUGAAUCAUCUGGUUACAGGCGUUCAAUUUCAACUGAUCGGGGCUCAUCUGAACCUGGCCAUCAGAACGACACCGUUCGAUAUUGAAACCGGCGAACUGUCUCCGUCGAAGAGCGAAUGGUUCGAGAAUCUGAAAACCGCCAGGAGCCAGAUCGUCACGUCUGAUAAGGAUGUUCCUAUUCUGUCCAAGCAGAAAUCAGAACCGCGCUCGACGCCCGGCCAAUACCUAGAGUUCACGCACACUAGCAUGUCGGAGGAUGCAGCGCAGACGACGGUACCCUUCUUCGACGCUCAACCGGUUUCUUCGAUGGUUUCUCCCAUCGAUGGCGUCGGCAUCAUGUACAAAACUACCGGCAACUACGGCGGUUUCAUAGCACCCAAACUGAUGACCCUGGAUUACUACAAGUACCUCGAUCAGCUUUCCGAAGAUAAGAUCGUACCCUUGCCUGAAUGAACAAUAAUAAGAACGAUCAUACAGAAAUCGCUGCAAUUAUAAACAUAAUCUCGAUUCGUUGCCAAAUAUACUUUACCAAGUACUAAUGAUAAGUAAA
This is a messenger RNA of Nicrophorus vespilloides, 2295 nucleotides long. RefSeq lists its product as uncharacterized. The transcript is spliced from 7 exons. The record is from RefSeq and is a predicted model, not a curated record. Lineage: Eukaryota; Metazoa; Arthropoda; Insecta; Coleoptera; Silphidae. Bases 222 to 2198 code for a protein of 658 amino acids.